Ruditapes philippinarum (Manila clam) is the source of this 2278-nucleotide messenger RNA. RefSeq lists its product as uncharacterized. The coding region runs from base 113 to 2278 and encodes 721 amino acids. The transcript is spliced from 6 exons. NCBI's taxonomy places the organism in Eukaryota, Metazoa, Mollusca, Bivalvia, Venerida, Veneridae. The record is from RefSeq and is a predicted model, not a curated record.
CUGAAGUGUUAAGAUAUAGCCAAUUCGUUUGGAAAAACCAGGUUGGAAAUCUUAAAAGAAUGUAAUUAAUAGAUAAAACAACAACAGACCUGUUAUUGAAGAAAAUUCAACCAUGCCACCAGAAAGUGAGCCGAAAACAUUGGCAGAUGAUUUCAUUAACCGUGCAACAAAUAAGUUUAGACCAGAAUUCAUCAACAAUGUGGAUAACCCGUCUCUUCUUGCAGAUUUUCUGUCAUGCCUUGAAGAUGUUGAUAAGGAAGUUGUGAAAGCACAGCAAAUUCAGUGGGGAGCCAUACAUGCUGCCGGUAUUCUGUUUGACCGUCUUAUUAAAAGACCAGACUGGAUAGACAAUUUGAAGAAUGCAUUGGUAGACCCACAAAUUGGACUGUCCUUUCUUGCAAAAGAACUGAAUGAUUUUGAAGGUACAUUACUAGCUAGAUGGGAAGUUAUCGCUUUUACUGAUCGUUAUGGGACAGCGUGUUUCAAUGGUAACUGUUCAGACAUAAAUAUGAAAGUUUUAAAAGAUUUAGAAAGUAGUCCAUUGGAACAUGAUGCUGACCAGGAAUCAGUUUUUCGACUGUCAGAAGAAGUAUUUAUCGACCAAGAAACAGUUCAAUCAGCAGGGAUUGACACAUCUGGUGUCCCAAGACAGCCAACAGAUGCCUCUUCAGAUAGCGAAGUACCUGAAGGCGCUGAAACAGUCCCAGAAAAUGAAAUUUCAUUUGAUGAAGUUGAUUCUUCUAGGAUUGCACCAAGACCAAUGGAAAUUGAAGCAAACCAAAUACCAGAAGUUAGCAGCGAUGAAGAGAUUAAAAGAAAAGAGAAAGAAGUAGAACUUAAAAGGGAGGAAUUGCGACUUAAAUUGAUAGAAAAGAUUUUCUCAUUUAUAAAUAAUCCUGAGGAUGUACCUGUUGCAUUAAAUUACAUGGAGAAAGUCAAUAUGCAUAUGGUUGGAUUAUCAAAGGGCAGUGUUAUUUUCAGUAUCUACAUAGGCUCACUAGAUGCUUUGCAACAAUUUGAAAAGUUAUGGAGGUAUGGUGGACUGAAAAACCUGCUUGACAAAGAGAUGUUAGGUGAAGACAUGCUAAAGGUGUUAAAGGAAACUGCACGUUUAAAUGGCCAUCCAGUUGACAAUAUAAAGUCGGAACUAAAAGUUUUUGAAACAGACAUUGAACGUUGUAGAUCAUCACUGAUGAAGUCAUCCCUUGAUUUCCGCCCUAAAAGUUUUGCAGAACUGUCCAUGGCAGCUGAUAGAAAUAAAGCAUCAAAAGAGACACAGGAAGCUACAAUGUAUGCCAUUGAACUCCUCCCCGAAGAGCUUAGGUCAUUACUCGAGGACCCUUUCAUAUUUGAUAGAGCUCAUGGCUUCUUUGAAUCUGAUUCUCUUAAAGAGAGGCUAAAACUUGAUCAUACAGCGGUUUCCAGUCGUUCUCAGAUUACGCCUGUAGCUGGAGUUUUUAAAGACUGGUUGAAUUCAGAAUUAGGAAAAUAUUUGGCGAAUAUAGAUGAUGCCACUAGUCAGCAUCUUAUUACACUAGCAGUGUACAUUGUACAGUCGUUUUGUACUGAUGGCACUGUGGCAAUACCACAGGAAGUUCUUACAGAAAAUUUCGUUGUAAAAGAAAAGACGACAGUAUUUUCUUCAGAGCCAAUCAAUGAAGAGGUGUCAAAAGAGCUCGAGAAAUGUCUUUUUUGGGGAGAUUUGAUUAAAGUACCAAAGGAGGUAGUUGUUGAUAAAGCAGCUUUACAGACGGCUUGCAGAAAUCUGAUAAGAGAAAAGAUAAUAGGUCGAGGCAGAGGUCACUUUAACUUUAGCAGCAAUAUUGUAAGGGAUGCUUUUGUUAGCAAAGUUUUACUAUGUAGUUGCAACAAAGGUGACAUGAAGACAAUUGCAGAUUCCUUUGGUUAUGUGCAGACACUGAUUGGGAUGUUUGAUAUGGGGUCUCGUUAUGUUACCAAUGAGGAAGAUAAAAGAGAGGCUUUAUCCUGUUCCUUCAAAACUGAUGAGCUGAGAGAAAUAGGUAUUUUUGGCACACACACGCUCACUGUAUCUUCAAAAAGCAGCUUUUAUAGCACUGACCUGAUCUAUUGUCGAAUUGAGGGGUUAAGCAUGGAUGCUAGUAUUAUUAAAGCUGGGGAAAUCAUCAAAAAAUGUCAAAAAGCUAAAACACAGAAACCUGUUGUUGAUCUUUCAGUACCAAUGAUGGAUAAAUCUUUCGUUUUAGAGGAUGGAUUGCAUUGGUUAAAUGCCACAGUAAACGGUAGUUUGGAAAAUUAA